AUGGUGGCAUCCAUUUACCAACAUGCUUUACUAAAAGUGACAUUUACAAAAAAAUGCUGGAGGAAAAUAAAGCACUCAGUCAGCCAACAGUAUCCCUUUCUCAUUUUUAUGGCCUAUGGGAAAGGAAUUUUCUUCAUGUCACCAUUCCCAAGGUAAGUGGCACCAAAUAUGCAAUAGUUUUCAGUAUGAUGAUGACUAACACUUACAGGUGUGUGUAUUUUACAAACCAUUUAUGUAAUAAUAUCAUUGCUGUUCCAAUACAUUAAUUUGACAAUGGCACCCAAAGAGAACAUGAAAAUGUGUUAAAUAUGGAAACCUAGAUAGCAAAAUAGGGGGCCCAGUAGGUCAUGACCAUCUCUUAUCCAACAAUCAUGAGUGAAAAAAAGUUUUAUUUUGUGGCUUUGUUUGGUCUGUAAACUGCUGAGAUGAACCAUGCCUAGUUUUUUUUUUCAUGUUAUACCUCAUACAUGCAGAAAUGAUCUAUCAAUUUGAAUCUUCUAGGAAAAUCGCUUUACAAAAUGCACAGACUGCACAAAAUACAAGCAGGAGAAAAAGAAAAACUGUGGACAAAGCCAGAAGGGCUGAAAUUGAUCACUUGCUGAAGCUUCAUCUUGAUUUAGUCUGGUGAGAGAAAUGUUUAAAAAGUACAGUUAGUUUGAUGAACAAAAAAAAAUCUGUCACAUCAAAAGCAAUUCACUAGUCUUCUGGUCUUAAGAACUAAUAAUAAUUUUUCCUUAUAUCACUAGGCAGGAAAAGGAGGGUGUACUAUCUUCACAGGUAUAAAGCCAGGAGGUACCCAUCAAAGUAUGUGGCAAAUAUUGCUGAUGGUAUGGACCAACACACCACAAAUGUCCCAAGUGUGCCAAUUACCAAGGCAAUGUCUGCACUUACGACUGUGGGAACACACCUUGUUGGUUCCAUUAUUCACAACGGACAAGCACAAAAUGGAAAGGAGAUUUAUGGGUCAUUUGACUACUACCAGUAUCCUCAUGACUCUAAUCUCACUAUGACAGUUCUGUUGGAAGUCCUUGUAAGAUGGUCUGAGGAAUUUGACCUACCACCCAUUCUCUAUUUGCAGUUUGACAACUGUGUUAGAGAAAACAAGAACCGCUACAUGUUUGCUCUAUUGGCACUUCUGGUUGAAGAGAAAAUUUUUGAAAAAGUAUGUUAUCUUGGGUAAUUUUAAAAGAAAUGCAUUUGCCUUAUUCACAUUUCCCACAAAGCACUUUGUUCAAGUGUCAAAAUGUCCCAUUGCAAUGUUUUCAAGGUCCAUUUGGGUGGGAAGUUAGUUUCCAUUCAAUCUCAAUUUUGCAACUACUGAAUGAAUGUAACCUGAAGUUGAAAUUAAAAAAAACACCACUUUCCCUUCUUGUAUUUCAGAUAAGAGUUAACUUUCUCCCAGUGGGAAAUACCCAUGAGGACAUAGAUGCCUUUUUUGGGUUUAUUCAAAGCACUUAGACAAACUGGAUGUUUACACAGUCACAGGUAAGUUGUUCUAACAUAAAGUAAUUACUUCAAGGUACAGUUGGAGUAACUGAGAGUUCAACAAUCAAAACUGCCUGUGCAGUGUGAUAAUCUUGUGUGGCAAAUAUUCACAUAAGUUAUCUAUCAAUAUAAAUACAUAGCAACUAGCACUGUGAUCAAACAAAUUUCUGCACGAGGCAAGAGCAUGGUUCAAAAUUUAGUCUAUAGAAAGUAUGAACACUUCCACUUGAAUUAACAGAUUAAAUGUGACAUUGACAUGUUAUAAAUUUGGUGUAAAUGUUUAUUUACAGAGUACAUGUAAGAUCUUAAUUUAUUUUACACUUCACUGUCACUUAGGAUUACUGAAGGCACUGGAAACAUGCAUGAAGAAUCCAACACCCAAGCCCUAUAUGCUCAAGAUGGUUUAUGACAUAAAAUCAUGGAUUAGUGAUUAUUGUGAGGAGUUACAUGAACACACAGUUCCAAAGUGCUUUAAAUUUACAUUGAAUGAGGAUGGAAAAGCAGUUAUGCACUACAGAAAUUGGAGCCAUGAGCCAUGGAAAGAGCCCAUUGCAAUGCUGUAG
Molecule: messenger RNA, 2048 nt
Organism: Pocillopora meandrina
Lineage: Eukaryota; Metazoa; Cnidaria; Anthozoa; Scleractinia; Pocilloporidae
Source: the annotation of a GenBank genome assembly